AUGUCCAAUAAAGGCGCCACAUUUUCUUUAAAAGUUGCCACAAACAAACAGAAAACCAAAGUCCUCUUUGCAGAGGCCGACAACCAGUUUGUAGAUGUUUUGCUGAGCUUUCUAACACUUCUCUUAGGAAAAAUUGUGAAAAUCUUGGGUAGCCAUGAUGGGGACAAAUGCUCGAAAAUCGGGAGCCUAACCACUUUGUAUAACGGUUUGGUCGAUUUGGACAUUUCUAAUUUUGAGGCAGAGGGAAGUAAGCUGAUGCUGCUCGACUCAGUGAGUCCGCCUGCCGCAAAGUGUCGUAACCUGAAACUCAAUAUCAAUGAUUAUCGAGUCACGAGAUAUUUUUGCUGCCUCGAUUUAUCUUGCGUUUGUUCGAAAAAGGAGAAUAUGAGUUUGUACUGGGGUAUUGCAAGGUGUGAUUGUGGGAAAGCAUUGACAAGAGAAGUGCCGUUGAGGAGUGUUAAGAAAAUGCCUCCCGAGCAUGGUAAUGGAGGUUUUGUCGUAAGUGGAUCGACCUUCGUAAUAUUUGACGAUAUGAUGAUAAUGCCAAACUCUUCAUCGUCCGUUUUGCAAAUUGUUAGCAAUCUUGGGAUUAAAGCAGACAUUGAUUGGGAUUUGAAGGAUGUGAUUAUUGGAUAUGAUGAGGCUUUCCGCAUAUUGAAGGCAUCUCUUGUUUCGAAGCAUGCUUUGUCCUGUGGUCUAAAUCACUUGUUGAUCAAACAGCCAAAGCAAGAAAACUGA
This is a messenger RNA of Striga asiatica, 738 nucleotides long. NCBI's taxonomy places the organism in Eukaryota, Viridiplantae, Streptophyta, Magnoliopsida, Lamiales, Orobanchaceae. The record is from the annotation of a GenBank genome assembly.